CCAGGAAAGGGCUGUGAGCGCUCAGAGGUCAAAGACUGCAGGUGAUUCAGGGGUGCCUGUGGGAGUUUCGGGAGAGGGCUACCAUCAUAGAGCCGAUUCUGAAAGUAGGGCCACAGUCUGAAAACAGAGGAUGGAAGGAGCUUCCCAAGUCACCUGCCCCCAGCCUCAGUCAGUUGUGGGAUUUUGUGCCAGCCAUUUUAGGAGCAGCCCUUAACCCUCUAAGAACCUAGGAAUCCACACAGCCCUGGGCUACUUGAUUCACCUAUCUCAAAAACACAGCUGGCAGGUCCAUGGCUGGUAGGCCUGUGCCCCCCGGACGUCAGGAGGAGGAGACUGCCAAAGACCUCGGGCUGAAACUAUCGCCGGUGCGGCCUCCAGGCCGCCUGCCCAGCAUUGAUGAGGCCCGACAAGCAGGUCUGGGCCCAGCUUCUCGCCGUGGCUCCAUGCUGGGCUUGGCCUUAUCCUUUUCCCGCCGCAAUUCGUUGGCCGGACCAGGGGUGGGUCCUGGGGGUCGGCGACCGUCCCUGGGCCCAGUGCCCCCUUUAGGUUCACGGGUCAGCUUCUCGGGGCUGCCCCUGGUGCCCAGCCGGCGGAUGGAGCCCUCGUAUCGCAUGGAGCCGGCACCUGGGGAGCGCUGGGAGGCCGAGAGAGCACAACGUGCCUUGGAAGAGGCGCUGGCCGCAGGGCUGCAGGACAUAUGCUACUCUGGCACCGAGGCCGGGCCACUAGCGCGGCAGCUGUGCGAGCUGGUGCACGUGCGCCUGCGUGAGCUCAGCCCGCCACGCUACAAACUGGUGUGCAGUGUGGUGCUGGGGCCGCGCAUUGGCCAGGGUGUGCAUGUCGUCAGUCGCGCGCUCUGGGACGUAGCGUGCGACGGCCUGGCCUCCGCCACCUUCACCAACGCCUCGCUUUUUGCAGUGGCCACGGUCCACUGGCUCUACUGUGAGUGAUGAGGCCUCCAAGUUCUGCA
This is a messenger RNA of Hipposideros armiger (great roundleaf bat), 970 nucleotides long. RefSeq names its product dynein light chain Tctex-type 4 (gene DYNLT4). Gene Ontology annotation, molecular function: dynein intermediate chain binding. The transcript has 3 exons. Gene Ontology annotation, cellular component: cytoplasm; cytoplasmic dynein complex. Gene Ontology annotation, biological process: microtubule-based movement. Lineage: Eukaryota; Metazoa; Chordata; Mammalia; Chiroptera; Hipposideridae. The coding region runs from base 291 to 950 and encodes 219 amino acids. The record is from RefSeq and is a predicted model, not a curated record.